CGAUAUCUGACACGUUACAUACAUACAUACAUAUUCAUGGUACUCACUGCUCAAACUACACAGUACUGCUCUGCAUGUAUCCUUCCAUUAGUGGCUGCACAUCUCCCCCUAGUGGCUGCACACUGCUCCCCUACAAUCGGAUUCUGAUGUCUAUAUCCCAUCUCUCUGGACCCCGCAUUCACUAUAUCCGGUCUCCCCGGACCCUGCAUUCACUAUAUCCGCUCUCCCCGGACCCUGCAUUCACUAUAUCCGCUCUCCCCGGACCCUGCAUUCACUAUAUCCGCUCUCCCCGGACCCCGCAUGAAUCUCAAACCUCCUGCUGCUGUAGUCUCCAUCAGCAGUAUAUAGCAGUCUUGUGACUUCUAUCAGUGUCCAGCUGAGGAGGAGUUUUCAUUCUCCUCUGACUGUUAUGAGGCUGUAU
Molecule: messenger RNA, 421 nt
Organism: Staurois parvus
Lineage: Eukaryota; Metazoa; Chordata; Amphibia; Anura; Ranidae
Source: the annotation of a GenBank genome assembly